This is a messenger RNA of Impatiens glandulifera, 2178 nucleotides long. RefSeq names its product zinc finger MYM-type protein 1-like. The transcript has a single exon. Bases 1 to 2178 code for a protein of 725 amino acids. The record is from RefSeq and is a predicted model, not a curated record. Gene Ontology annotation, molecular function: protein dimerization activity. NCBI's taxonomy places the organism in Eukaryota, Viridiplantae, Streptophyta, Magnoliopsida, Ericales, Balsaminaceae.
AUGAGACCAUAUCAAUCUAUGCUGUCGGAGUAUCCGAGAUCUGAAUUUGGAAAACAACAACGUCGAUUUCAAUACUCUUGGUUUAAAAAGUUCCCAUGGUUGGAGUACUCUCCUUCGAAGGAUGCUGUAUUUUGUUUUCCAUGUUAUCUCUUUGAAUCAGGUAAAUCCCAGCAAUCUGCAUUUACAAUUGAAGGUUUCAAAAGUUGGAAAUGUGUUAAUGAUGGAGGUAAGUGUGCCUUUUUGUCUCACGAGGGUGGUUCUAACUCAGUGCACAAUACAUCUUCAAAUUUCGUUGUUGAUUUGAUGAAUGUAACUCGACAUAUAGAUAAAGUUAUGAAUCGAGAAUCUUCUGAACAAAUUCAAAAGAAUCGAUUAAGGCUUACAGCAACAAUUGAGAGUGUUCGUUGGCUAAGUUUGCAAGCAUGUACAUUAAGAGGUCAUGAUGAAUCUUUAGAUUCCCAAAAUCGAGGUAAUUUUAUUGAGAUGUUAAAGCUCUUGGGAAAAUGGAAUGAUAGUAUUACUAAUGUUAUCUUAGAGAAAGCUCCAGGAAAUGCAAAAUAUACGUCACCCGAAGUUCAAAAGGAAAUCCUACAUAUUAUUGGUAACAGGGUCAGAAAUAAAAUACGUGAUGAAAUUGGCGAUUCCAAAUUUUGUAUUUUGGUGGAUGAAGCGAAGGAUAUAUCUAACAAGGAACAAAUGGCUAUAAUUUUUAGAUUUGUAAAUGUUAAUGGUGUUUUGCGGGAACGUUUUUUCCAAAUUGUGCAUGUUAGUGAUACAACAGCUGUAACACUCAAGAAAGAAAUAUGUAAUGUCCUCACUAGAUAUAAUCUAGAAAUUAAUAAUAUGCGAGGUCAGGGAUAUGAUGGUGCUAGCAAUAUGAGUGGUAUUUUUAAUGGUUUGCAAGCUCUAUUUCUUAAAGAUUGCCCUUAUGCGUAUUAUGUGCAUUGUUUUGCCCAUCGACUACAACUAGCAUUAGUUACUGCUGCUGAAAAGGAGAUCUCUAUAUGGCUUUUCUUUUCGAAUCUACCGAUAAUUAUCAAUCUUAUGACAUCUUCUUCAAAACGUAAUACCGAGUUACAGUCAGCUCAAGCUAAUGAAAUUGAUCGUUCUAUUGCUGAUGGUGAACGUGAGCUUGGACGAGGAGCUAACCAGAUUGAUAAUUUACAACGACCAGGAACUACUCGUUGGAGUUCCCAUUUUGAUUCUAUUUGCAGCUUGAUAGAUAUGUAUGAUGCAACUAUUAAUGUGCUUGAAAAUAUUAUCAAAGAUGGUUCCUCUAUUUCGAUGCGUGGGGAAGCUGGUGGAUCUUUAAUAGUGAUGAAGUCUUUUGAUUUCAUUUUUAUUUUGCACUUAAUGCAUAAAAUUAUGGGGAUCACAAAUUUGCUUAGUCGUGACUUACAAAGAAAGUCUAUUGAUAUAUUAAUUGCAAUGAAUUUGGUAUCUUUUACUAAAGCACUUCUCUUGAAUUUAAGAAAUGAUGGGUUUGAUAUUCUUCUUUCGAAUGUCAUAUCAUUUUGCACAAGAUUAGAUGUUGAUAUACCAGAGAUGAGUGCUUGUUAUAAGAAAUAUAGUCGUUCAUGUGGACAAAAGGAUACCAUCACAGUUGAGCAUCACUUUCAUUAUGAUAUAUUCAAUGCUGCAAUAGAUUUUCAGUUGGAAGAGUUAAACUUCAGAUUCAGUGAUGAUACAGUCGAACUUCUUUCGCUUAGUUCUACUUUGGACCCAAAUGAUAAAUUUAAAAACUUCAACAUCGACAAAAUUUUGAUUAUCGCCAAGAAGUAUUAUCCCGAGGAUUUCACCAGACAAGAAAUGCAUCAUUUGAGGAGUCAACUACUACAUUUUGAGAUUGAUAUAGUUUGUAAUGAAAAAUUCCAAAAUAUGUCUACUAUCUCAGAAUUGUGCCAAGGUUUAUUUGAAACAAAAAAGUUGGAACAGUAUCAUUUGAUUGAUAGGUUGAUCCGUUUAGUUUUAACUCUACCCGUUUCAACGACAACUACUGAACGAGCAUUUUCUGCUAUGAAACAUAUUAAAAAAGUUUAUCGUAAUAAAAUGGGAGAAGAUUUUCUCACCGAUUCCAUGAUUAUCUAUAUUGAGAGGGAAUUUGUUUCAAGUAUAGACACGAAUUCAAUUAUCGAUGACUAUUAUAUUUCAAAAAAUCGUAAAUCCCAACUUCAAUAG